This is a messenger RNA of Aspergillus aculeatus ATCC 16872, 1167 nucleotides long. Its product is annotated as aldo/keto reductase. Bases 1 to 1167 code for a protein of 388 amino acids. The transcript has a single exon. NCBI's taxonomy places the organism in Eukaryota, Fungi, Ascomycota, Eurotiomycetes, Eurotiales, Aspergillaceae. The record is from RefSeq and is a predicted model, not a curated record.
AUGCCUCCUGCUCCGCCACCUCCGCUGAAAUCUAAUCUUCAUCGGCAUCGCCAGCUCGCACCCAAUGCGUCAAUCCGCGUUUCUCCCCUCUGCCUUGGGACGAUGAAUUUUGGAGAGGCUUGGAAAGAGAGGAUGGGGGAGUGUUCCAAGGAGACUGCUUUCCAAAUUCUCGAUCACUUCUUCGAGAAAGGGGGAAACUUCAUCGAUACUGCUAAUGGCUAUCAAAACGAAGAGUCCGAGAUGUGGAUCGGUGAAUGGCUGGCGACCCGACAAGUUCGAGAUCAGGUGGUAAUCGCAACCAAAUUUUCGGCCAGCUAUAAGGGGUAUGAGCAGGACACCAUCCAGUCAAACUAUGGGGGCAACGGCAUCAAAUCCAUGCGCCUUUCUUUGGCUGCUUCUCUUAAGAAGUUACAAACCGAAUACGUCGACAUCUUCUAUGUUCACUGGUGGGACUAUGCCACCACCAUUCCGGAACUGAUGCACGCACUCAACGACUUGGUCUCUGGGGGGAAGGUCCUUUAUCUCGGCAUUUCCGAUACCCCAUCCUGGGUGGUUACGAAAGCCAAUCAAUAUGCGCGUGAUCACGGCUUGCGCCCGUUCGUGGUCUACCAGGGGAUGUGGAAUGCGUCGAUACGUGACCUAGAACGGGAGAUCCUGCCCAUGUGUCGGGAUGAAGGGAUGGCCAUCUCUCCAUAUGGGACUCUGGGCCAGGGGCGAUUUCAGACCGAGGCCACCUUCCGCCAGCGCGAGCAGACUCAGACGGGGCGCAAAUCAAAACCUCCAACCGCGGUGGAGAUCGCCGUCUCCAAGGUGCUCGAGGGGAUUGCGACCAAGAAAGACACAGACAUCACCAGUGUCGCACUGGCCUAUGUCAUGCAGAAAGCGCCCUACGUGUUUCCGAUCGUGGGGGGGAGGAAGGUGGACCACCUUCAGGGAAACAUCAAGGCUUUGAGCAUUGCCCUAGAUGCUCAGGAGCUUGCACAAAUUGAAACCAGCUACGAGUUUGAUCCUGGGUUUCCCCAUACCUUCUUAAGUGGUUCUCUGUUCACGGAGGAGAAACCGUGGGCGGCCCAAAAGCCCGACGAUGUUUGGUUGACCAAACUGAUCGGCACCUUCGACUGGGUUCAACCGCCGACUCCUAUUAUCCCUCCCUCUGCCAACCAGUAA